This is a messenger RNA of Hyaena hyaena (striped hyena), 1232 nucleotides long. It is a transcript of the gene ERG28, whose product is annotated as ergosterol biosynthesis 28 homolog. The record is from RefSeq and is a predicted model, not a curated record. Gene Ontology annotation, cellular component: endoplasmic reticulum; membrane. NCBI's taxonomy places the organism in Eukaryota, Metazoa, Chordata, Mammalia, Carnivora, Hyaenidae. Gene Ontology annotation, molecular function: protein-macromolecule adaptor activity. The coding region runs from base 134 to 556 and encodes 140 amino acids. The transcript is spliced from 5 exons.
GACAAAUGGCUCAGGUGGACUCCUCGCUGGAGCCGUGUUGGAGCUUUGCUGCUGCUGCUCGUCCUGCCGCUGCCGCUGCUCAACUAGGGGUCAGGCUACCAGGCAAAAAGCCCUCUCAGGUUGGACAGAAGUCAUGAGCCGUUUCUUGAACGUGUUACGAAGCUGGCUGGUUAUGGUGUCCAUCAUAGCCAUGGGAAACACGCUACAGAGCUUCCGAGACCACACCUUUCUCUACGAGAAGCUCUACACCGGCAAGCCAGACCUAGUGAAUGGCCUCCAGGCUCGGACCUUUGGGAUCUGGACGCUGCUCUCAUCAGUGAUUCGCUGCCUCUGUGCCAUCGACAUCCACAACAAGACGCUGUACCACAUCACACUCUGGACCUUCCUCCUCGCCCUGGGGCACUUCCUCUCUGAGCUGUUUGUCUUUGGGACCGCAGCUCCCACGAUUGGCGUCCUGGCACCCCUGAUGGUGGCAAGUUUCUCGAUCCUGGGUAUGCUAGUUGGGCUCCAGUACCUAGAAGUAGAACCGGUAUCCAGACAGAAGAAGAGGAACUGAGGCCAACAUUACCAACUCCAAGACUCCAUCCUCCACCCUGGCUGUCCCCUACUUUCAUCCUCCCUCCUCUUUUACUUAUUCUUUUCUGCACCAUCCUGAGCCCCCAACCUACUAACCUUUUACGUUUGGGGUUUUUCUUUCAUUUAAAAAUGUUUACGAUACUGUAUAACCUUCAUAACAGAAAAGCAUAUAAUGUGUACAUACAAUUUAAAGAAUCAUUUUAAGGUGGAUACCCUGUACCUUCACCCAGAUCAAGAAACUGUCAGCACCUUAGAAACCCACCGCGUGCCCUCCCUCCACCGGCAGCCUCUUCCAGGACCCUCUUCCGGCCUUCUGCUUUUUCCCUUUUAUUUCCAUCCCUGCGUCUGACUUGUGUGGUGGGAACACAUGAACUCUGCAAAUUGCAGCUGCUGCCUCACCCAGAGCAGCUGCCAUCAAGGGCUGCUUCGGGGCUGCCCUCCCAGGUCGGGCUCCUCUCUGCUGCUGGACCCGAGACUGAACCAUCUGAGAAACGGGCAGUUCUUCUAAGAAGGGCUCCCUUGUGAGUGACCCUGGCUCCUACCCUUGUGUCUACAAGUGGAUCAGGCUUGGAAGAGUCUGGGCUGUUUUUAGACCUUCUGGUCAGCUCUAUUUGUGUGUAACAAAUUUUGUAAUAAACAGAAAAACCUUCCGCUCA